AUGGCCGCUCUGGACCCCGUUGACCGCGCGUUCCCUCCCGACCUCCGCGUCUGCUUCAAGCCGCUCGAGGGCGUGCAGAACGGCGGCUGCUACCUCGACGUCUAUGCCCCGGAGCAGGCCGAGGGCAAGCCCGUCCCUCUUGCACUCUAUCUCCACGGAGGAGCCUACAUCAUGGGCGCGUCGUCGUCCAUCCCGUACCGCCAGGUUCGCUGGCUGCGAGAGCGCGGCGUCGCGGUUGCGAGCAUCGAGUACCGCAUGCUCCCUCACGUCGCCAUGCCCGAAAUCCGCGAGGACGUUAUCGAUGCCUACCGGUUCGUCCAAGACGGGCUGAACGAGGCCCUCGCCAAGCAGUCAUGGAGCAUCGACCCCACCCGCGUCUCGGGCUGGGGUGCGAGCGCCGGUGGCGCCGCUGUCAUCCUGUUCGCGGCCGAUGUCAUUGCCAACAACCUCCCGCCGCUGCGUGCCAUUGUCCCCGUCUACCCCGUCGCCGACUUUUUGACUUGGGGCAGGCAGCGUCCACGUGCCGACUGGGACGCGCUUUGCAAGUCCAACCCAGCUGUGGGUGAAGCGCAGCAGUUCCUUUUGGACAACGAGUGUAUCACUGGUCAGCUUUGGGUGCCCGAAGGCGCUCCUCGGGAUCCCCUUCUGGCGGCUCGCGAGGUGUAUGCUGGUGGCGCCAUGCAGAAUGACCUCCUCAUCACCCUCCUUAUCGGCGACCCGCCGUUCGCGCCCUCUGACUCGCCGCUCGGCGUGCUCUCGAAGGACUUUCCUCCGACGUUUGUCGUCGUCGCCACGGCAGACGACCUCAUCCCCCCGUCGCAGAGCUACGCAGUGGUCGACAAGCUCAAGGAGCUUGGUGUCGACGCUGUUGCUGGCGAGGCGAUCGGCAUGGGCCAUGGGCCUGCCGAGGUGCACCAGUCCAACGGCCCUUGGCCCGAGGGUGUCACCUGGUGGGAGACGGCCAUGGAGCCCAGUCUCCAGUUUGUGCUCAAGUACCUCAAGGCGUAG
Molecule: messenger RNA, 1008 nt
Organism: Apiotrichum porosum
Lineage: Eukaryota; Fungi; Basidiomycota; Tremellomycetes; Trichosporonales; Trichosporonaceae
Exons: 4
Coding region: 1-1008 (335 amino acids)
Molecular function (GO): hydrolase activity
Source: RefSeq, a predicted model, not a curated record